GCCGCCCGGCCCGCUCCCACCUGGAGCCGGGAAGAGGAAGUGGGAGCUGGGGAGAAGCGGAAAUUGCAGCAGCAGGAGCCGCCGCCAGCCCGGGAAGCACCGGGGCGAUCCAGGGCCAAGGAAGAAGAGGAGGAGGAGGAGGCGGCGGCACGAUGUGGAAGGCGACUGCAGGCCACACUGUUUCUGUCAACCAGGAUGAUGGAGCUGAUGACUGGGAGACAGAUCCAGACUUUGUGAAUGAUGUGAGUGAGAAAGAGCAGCGCUGGGGAGCUAAAACUGUCAAUGGAUCCGGCCACCAGGAGCACAUCAAUAUUCAUCAGCUGAGAGAGAAUGUCUUCCAAGAACACCAGAACCUCAAAGAGAAGGAGCUUCAAACAGGACCAAAAGCUUCCCAUGGCUAUGGAGGGAAAUUUGGAGUUGAACAGGAUCGGAUGGAUAAAUCAGCUGUUGGACAUGAAUAUCAAUCCAAACUUUCCAAGCAUUGCUCCCAAGUGGAUUCAGUGAAAGGGUUUGGAGGGAAGUUUGGAGUACAAACCGACAGAGUUGACCAGUCAGCUGUUGGGUUUGAAUAUCAGGGGAAGACUGAGAAACAUCCCUCCCAAAAAGAUUAUUCCAAGGGCUUUGGUGGUAAAUAUGGUGUCGACAAGGACAAAGUGGAUAAAAGUGCAGUUGGCUUUGAAUAUCAAGGCAAAACGGAAAAACAUGAAUCACAGAAAGGUUUUUAUCAUCUUAUUUUAAAAAUGGAAGU
Empidonax traillii (willow flycatcher) is the source of this 748-nucleotide messenger RNA. RefSeq names its product cortactin (gene CTTN). Gene Ontology annotation, molecular function: actin filament binding. NCBI's taxonomy places the organism in Eukaryota, Metazoa, Chordata, Aves, Passeriformes, Tyrannidae. Gene Ontology annotation, biological process: regulation of actin filament polymerization. The record is from RefSeq and is a predicted model, not a curated record. Gene Ontology annotation, cellular component: plasma membrane; lamellipodium; site of polarized growth. The annotation marks the transcript as partial. The transcript is spliced from 7 exons.